Molecule: messenger RNA, 519 nt
Organism: Spodoptera exigua (beet armyworm)
Lineage: Eukaryota; Metazoa; Arthropoda; Insecta; Lepidoptera; Noctuidae
Source: the annotation of a GenBank genome assembly
UUUUUAUGAAUAAAAUCGAUUCUUUAUUCAUAACCUAAAUGUCGUCAAUUGUUUUGCUAAAUGUUUUUACACUAAAAUCAUGUUUUAUGAAGCAUUUUUAGCCGGCAUAUGGGCUUCAGUUGGUAGUACUUUCGGAAAAUUAUCAGGAACCGCCAGUAUUGUAGGUGAUAGUUACAUCAUAUGGGGGGCGUUGUUAGUGACUAUGGUGCUAGCCAACACAUGGGGAUGUCGACAUUACCUCCGCUCACUUGACGCCGCCACUAACUCGGCAGCACCGACCGUCAUAUCAGCUGGCUCUAGUUAUGUCUUAUCGGGAGUUAUAGGUAUAGCACUGUUUGAAGAAGCUUCGUCCAUGACAUGGUGGGUUGGUGCAAUGUUAAUCGUAUUCGGCCUCGCUUUGGUCGCUCAGCCGAGGACUAAGAAAAAAGAACAAUGAUGAAAAAUAAAGUAUACGGGUACAUUAAGUGGUAUUAAUAAAUUAUAAUGUAUUUUUAAAUAUCCAGGUUUAUAAGUUUAUUU